Messenger RNA from Acanthosepion pharaonis, 489 nucleotides. Lineage: Eukaryota; Metazoa; Mollusca; Cephalopoda; Sepiida; Sepiidae. The record is from the annotation of a GenBank genome assembly.
AUGUCAGAAAGGAAACAAAUAGUCGUAGAAUGGCGUCAAGUUUUCUUCUUCUUCUUCUUCUUCUUCUUCUUCUUCUUCUUCUUCUUCUUCUUCUUCUUCUUCUUCUAUGCUCUAUCAAGCGAACACCUCAGAUCUGUUAUUUCAGCGCAACUUUUCUCCCGUUGUUUACGGUUUUUCAUCAUCAUGCGUGCUGUCAUUGGAGGACGACAAAGAGGGAGAGUAAGUAGUAGAAAUGAAAGACCAAAAACCACUCAUACUGCGACUCUUCCAACAUCGCCAACCGCCCACAAGCACACCACAAACACAACUACCGAACCAAUCAAACUGAAGACCCCAUCCAACUCUUGUACACUUCCAUCUACCUCUCAGAAAGCGACAGGUCUGACCUGUCGUGCGCAUGCGCUCUUCUCUCUCUUCCUAUCUCGUUUUACCGUCAAGUGCCUGACAUCGGGUUUACCCACUGCUAACCCUGUAGGGCACUGUGCUUAA